Molecule: messenger RNA, 1578 nt
Organism: Eruca vesicaria subsp. sativa (arugula)
Lineage: Eukaryota; Viridiplantae; Streptophyta; Magnoliopsida; Brassicales; Brassicaceae
Source: the annotation of a GenBank genome assembly
GCCACAUUUAGAAAACGACCAAAAUGUUCCUACAAAUACACACAGUGAGACCAGUACUCAUCAUCAGUUCUUCACAUUCAUCUCUAACAAUGGCUUCUUCUCCGAUCAUUUUCUCCCUCCUUUUCCUUUCCAUCUUCUCAACCUCCUUUGCUCAACCAUCAUUCCGGCCAAAAGCUCUCCUCCUCCCUGUCACAAAAGACAAAACCACCCUCCAAUACACCACCGUUAUCAACCAACGCACUCCUCUCGUCGCCGCCUCCGUCGUAUUCGACCUCGGUGGCCGAAACCUCUGGGUAGACUGCGACAAAGAUUACGUCUCCACCACCUACCGCUCCCCACGCUGCAACUCCGCCGUGUGCUCACGAACCGGCUCCACCGCCUGCGGCACAUGCUUCUCCCCUCCAAGACCUGGCUGUAGCAACAACACUUGCAGCUUAAUCCCAGACAACACCGUCACCGGAACAGCUACCUCUGGAGAAGUUGCUAUAGACGUUGUGUCGAUUCAGUCAACUAACGGAAUCAACCCGGGUCGGGUCGUUAAAAUCCCUAAUUUGAUAUUCGGUUGCGGGGCAACGUUUCUGCUAAAAGGACUCGCUACCGGAACCGUCGGUAUGGCUGGUAUGGGACGCCACAACAUCGGUUUACCUUCGCAGUUCGCCGCUGCGUUUAGUUUUAAACGGAAGUUCGCAGUCUGUUUAACUUCGGGAAGAGGAGUCGCCUUCUUCGGUAACGGACCUUAUGUUUUCCUCCCCGGGAUCCAGAUCUCAAGGUUCCAAACGACGCCGCUUUUGAUCAAUCCCGUGAGCACUGCUUCUGCGUAUUCGGAAGGCGAGAAAUCCACCGAGUAUUUCAUCGGUGUAACUGACAUCAAAAUUGGCGAUGAAUCUGUUUCGUUCAACAAAACGCUUCUGAAGAUUGAUGCGACCUCCGGAGUAGGAGGAACUAAGAUCAGUACUGUGGAUCCGUACACCGUGAUGGAGACAUCGAUCUUCAACGCGUUCACAUCGGCGUUUGUUAAAGCAUCCGCGGCGAGGAAUAUUACUCGAGUACCGUCUGUGAAACCGUUUGGCGCGUGUUUCAGCACGGAGAAUGUAUUCGGAACACGCGUUGGGUACGCCGUGCCGGAUAUACAGCUUGUGCUUCAGAGCAGCGACGUCGUUUGGAGGAUCUUUGGAGGUAACUCGAUGGUGAGGAUAAGCCGUGAAGUCAUCUGUUUGGGUUUCGUUGACGGAGGAGUCAACGCCAGAACCUCUGUGGUGCUCGGAGGGUUUCAGCUUGAAGAUAACUUGAUCGAGUUUGAUUUGGCGAGUAACAGAUUGGGCUUUAGUUCCACGUUGUUGGGCCUUCGAACUAAUUGUGCCAACUUCAAUUUCACUUCCACUGCUUGAUAUGUUUUGUUAAGGGGGCGAUGAAUGAUUUCGUUGCAAUUUUAAUAACUUGAUUUGAAUAAUUGAAUAUUGUUGUUGUUUUUCUGUGAUUUUGUAUUAAUUCCUUUUUUACAAAUCAAUAAAAAAAAACAACUAGAGAAUAAAAAUGGAUUAUAUAAACUAAAUGUGCAUCCGUUGUAGUAUUGUUUUU